This is a messenger RNA of Castor canadensis (American beaver), 1331 nucleotides long. It is a transcript of the gene Mzt1, whose product is annotated as mitotic spindle organizing protein 1. The record is from RefSeq and is a predicted model, not a curated record. Gene Ontology annotation, cellular component: interphase microtubule organizing center; gamma-tubulin ring complex; spindle. Gene Ontology annotation, biological process: mitotic spindle assembly; microtubule nucleation by interphase microtubule organizing center; gamma-tubulin complex localization. Lineage: Eukaryota; Metazoa; Chordata; Mammalia; Rodentia; Castoridae.
GGCCAACCAGGCCUCGGGGCUGAGGGAAGCAACUAGCCAAUCACGACGCACCGCUGUCCGCAAACCGACCAAUCGCGACGAGGCGGCGUGGUAAAUUCGAAUGCCAACUCCUCGCUCUACAUUCCGCGCUGAGUAACGAGGCUCCAAAUUCAAAUCAACGCAGCCUCACGCUGGCGACGGGCGCGAGGGGGCGGAGCCUGCCCGGCGUGAGCCGGGACGCGCGGUGUGAUUGCCCCGGCGAAAGGAAGGCGCUCCAGUUCCGGGUCAGGUCGCCCGCCUCCCUCGUCCUCCGCCAUGGCGAGCAGUAGCGGCCCCGGGGCGGGGCCGCGGGCUCGGCAGCGAAUCUGAAUGCGGUGAGGGAGACCAUGGACGUUCUGCUUGAGAUUUCAAGAAUUUUGAAUACUGGUUUAGAUAUGGAAACUCUGUCUAUUUGCGUACGGCUUUGUGAACAAGGAAUUAACCCAGAAGCUUUAUCAUCGGUUAUUAAGGAGCUUCGGAAGGCUACUGAAGCACUAAAGGCUUCUGAAAAUACAGCCAGCUGACUUUCUGGAGAAAUCCUGAUGAGAUAUGUCAAGCUCUGCAAGAGAAUUUGAAGAUUGCAUUAUAGUCAAGAAUGUACAGUGAAAUUACUGCAUGCAGCAGUGUAGAAAAAUUUCCUUUUUAAAAAGAAUUAUAAAACCAUAGCUUUAUAAAUCAAAGGAAAGUGGCUUACAAACUAUCAGAUGUGUUCACAUCACAUCUCGUUCCUUUUUUAAACGUCCAUAAUGCUUUGGCAUUGCUGUGUUCGUAUUUAUGUAUUCCUUAUUUAUAACUCUGAUAGCUUUGAUUUUCUAAGUAGUCUGUCUAUCACAUGUGCACAUCUGCUGUGCCUGUAUGAAGUAUAGUGGAACCCAUCACUAGUGAUGUGUAGUAGUUAUGACUUGUUGACAUUUCCAUUAUAAACUUUAAUUUUGAAUUGUUGAUGCAUAAUAACUACAGAUUUAUGUUGUGGUGGGCUGAAAGUUACACAGGACUUCAGCCACCAUUUGUGAGUUGUGAUUCAGAUUCCUUAUGUAUUCUACAUCUUAUUUUUUAAAAUAAGAGUAUAGAAGACGUUUCUUGAAAUCUGCUCUUUGACAGAGAAUAUUUAGUUUUUUAAAUAGGUUCUGGGCAGUUAAAAGUGUGAACCAGAUCUUUUUUGUAUUGACUGAAAAAUAAAACUUCUAGACACUUGGAUUUUAAGAGUAUUGACAGUACUUAGUUAGUAUUAUUUGUAGUUGGAAUCAUUUAAGUCUUAUAAUCUAAGUUUUAUACACUAUAAAGGCUUAGAAAAUAAUGUAUAUAAUGAAAAA